AUGAAGCUUAAAUUAGUCAAAAAUCUUAUUGAUAAUUGGCAACCUUCAACACUCGAAAUAACCGACUACAAUAUUUCAUCAAUUGAAGAGAAUGCAUUUCAGGAUUUGAAAAAUUUAGUAUUAGAUGUUGGACCAAUUUCUCUUCAAGAAAAUUUAUUUGAUCCAUUAAUAUCACUCAAUUAUCUUCGUAUUGAAAUUAAAUAUAAUCCACAAUCACCUUUACGAUAUAUUAAUAAUGUAUUGAAAACUGUUCCAAGUAUAAGAGUAUUGGAAAUUUUAAAUAGUGAUUCAAUUAAUAUUUGUGAUAAUCCAAUAUCCAAUGAGAAUUCACUGCCACUUACUGGGCUAUAUUAUACAGGUGGUUCAAUAAUUACAUUACCAACAAAUUCAUUAAUUUGUUUAUGGAAUUUGGAAAAAUUGUCAAUAUCAAAAACACAAUUGACGACAAUUGAAGCUGGUGUAUUUGAUUCAAUGACCGUUCUCAAAUAUAUAUACUUGGCAUUCAACAAAUUAACUCAUAUUUCUACUGCUUCAAAUGUAUUUAAUGUCCGAAACUUGGAAAUUAUUGACUUGAGUAAUAAUUCAAUAAAUAAAAUUGAUAAAGAAGCAUUUGAAAUUGUGAGUAACAAAUUAACAUUACUCAACUUGAGCUACAACUCGCUGGACAUUAUUGAAGAAGGAAUUUUUAAAAAUAUAAAAUGUAAAGUUAUUGAUUUUAGACAGAAUCGUAUUGUUGAUAUUGCUGAUAAUGCAUUCAAUACGUCACAUGUUGAUACAUUAAAUCUACUUGACAAUUAUUUCUCGACUUUUAAUCGUUCAAAGUGGGGUCUCAAUGAUAAUACCAUUGUUUAUAUGGAAUAUAUGCAGUCUGAUAUUGCAUUCAGUCCAUCCAAUAAAUCAAUAAGUCUAAUCGAUCCAAAUGAUGACAACAUCAAGCAUGGAACUGAAAUUAGUAAAAAAUCUUAUUGA
Aphidius gifuensis is the source of this 969-nucleotide messenger RNA. RefSeq names its product carboxypeptidase N subunit 2-like. NCBI's taxonomy places the organism in Eukaryota, Metazoa, Arthropoda, Insecta, Hymenoptera, Braconidae. Gene Ontology annotation, molecular function: protein binding. The transcript is spliced from 4 exons. The record is from RefSeq and is a predicted model, not a curated record. Bases 1 to 969 code for a protein of 322 amino acids.